UCUAAAGGGCGCGUGUCGGACCCGCCUCUUUAGUAAACUCUCGAGAUUGGGGGGCGGGCAAGGUCCUUUUCGGGGUAACGCGGUGAGACCCAGACCAGGACGAAAGGCAAGAACAGGAUGACGAUGCCAAGGCCGGGCCUGCUGUGGCUGAGGCUCGCGCUUUCGCUUGCCUUCGCGCCUGCCCUGCUGGGCGCUCCUACAGGUGAAGGCCCAGGGUACGCGGAACCCGAGGAUUCGGUGCAUUCGGUCGGGGCCGGCUCACGCAAAGAUGGCCUGAAUGUUCUCUUGAUCGUCGUGGAUGACCUGCGGCCUGCCCUAGGCUGCUAUGGAGACACUCUCGUGAAAUCUCCAAACAUUGAUCAGCUCGCCUCUCAUAGUGUGGUGUUCCAAAACGCCUUUGCCCAACAAGCCAUCUGUGCCCCGAGUAGGGUGUCUUUCUUAACUGGUCGGAGACCUGACACUACCAGAGUAUAUGACUUCAAUUCCUAUUGGAGAGUACAUUCAGGAAAUUAUUCAACAAUCCCUCAGUAUUUCAAGGAGAAUGGCUACGUGACUUUGUCAGUUGGAAAAGUGUUCCACCCUGGAAUGUCUUCUAAUCACAGUGAUGAUUUUCCAUACAGCUGGUCAGUUCCACCUUUUCAUCCCUCCUCUGAACAGUAUGAAAAUACCAAGACAUGUAAAGGUCAGGAUGAAGAACUCCAUGCCAACUUGAUUUGUCCUGUGGAUGUAGCUGAUGUGCCUGAAGGGACCUUGCCCGAUAAACAGAGCACAGAAGAAGCCAUACGCUUGCUAGAAAAGAUGAAACAAAUGGAUGGUCUUUUCUUUCUGGCUGUUGGCUAUCAUAAACCUCACAUCCCAUUCAGAUACCCCAAGGAAUUUCAGAAGCUGUAUCCCUUGGAAAAUAUUACACUGGCUCCUGAUCCUCAGAUCCCUGUUGGACUACCUCCUGUGGCAUAUAACCCCUGGAUGGAUAUCAGGGAAAGGGAAGAUGUCCAGGCCUUAAACAUCAGUGUUCCCUAUGGCCCAAUUCCUACAGAGUUUCAGCGGAAAAUCCGUCAGAGUUAUUUUGCAUCUGUUUCUUAUUUGGAUUCGCAAGUUGGUUACCUGUUAAAUGCUUUGGAUGAACUUCAGCUCUCAAACAACACAAUUGUUGCCUUUGUAUCUGAUCAUGGAUGGGCUCUGGGUGAACAUGGAGAAUGGGCCAAGUACAGCAAUUUUGAUGUAGCCACUCAAGUGCCCCUGAUGUUUUAUGUGCCUGGAAAGACUGCUCCAUUUAUUUCUCCUGGAGAGAAGCUUUUUCCUUACAUUGAUCCCUUUGGCUCAGCAUCAGAUGUGAUGGUUCCAGGAAGGCAAGCCAUGGAGCUUGUUGAACUUGUGUCUCUUUUUCCAACUCUCUCAGAACUUGCCGGACUGAAUGUACCUCCACGCUGCCCAUAUGAUUCAUUUGACAUUGAGCUGUGCAGAGAAGGACCAAGCCUUGUUAGGUAUUUAAGCUUCACCAAAUGGGGAAAAGACUCUCAUUACAACACCAAGACACCUCUUGAACUUGUGGCAUACAGCCAGUAUCCACGGCCUGCAGACACCCCUCAAUGGAAUUCUGAUAAGCCACAUUUAAAAGAUAUAAAAAUUAUGGGCUAUUCCAUACGUACAGUAGACUACAGGUUUACCGUAUGGGUCAGCUUUAACCCUGAGAAUUUCACUGCCGAUUUUACUGAUAUCCAUGCGGGUGAGCUCUAUUUUGUAGACAGUGACCCCCUGCAGGAUCAUAAUGUUUAUAACCAGACUGUGAGUAUGUAUUAAAACUCACUGGGUCAUUGGGACCAUAAGUUUUUGGUUUUGUUUUUGUUUUUGGGGGUUUUUUUUUGGUAAGGCAAUUGGGGUUAAGUGACUUGCCCAGGAUCACACAGCUAGUAAGUGUUAAGUGUCUGAGGCCGGAUUUGAACUCAGGUCCUUCUGACUCCAGGGCUGGUGCUCUAUCCACUGCCCAACCUAGCUGCCCCCAAGGGGCCAUAAGUUUUAUAUAACUAAAUGAGUUCUUGUUUACAAUUGUUGUUGUUGUCAUCAUCAUUAUUGUUAUUUUUAACACUUUCCUACUCUCUACCCUACGUAGGUAGAUGUGAGAAUGGAUUGGGGAUUUUGUGAUGUUUUGGCGCUAACAGAAGUGACCUGGAGAGCAGAUAGUUGAAAAGGAGAUAGAUUUCAAAGAUCAAUAGUUUAUAACAGCAAAGCCUUAUUAAUUUGGGUUUCUUUAAUUUGGAACCUGUGAUCAUUUGGACUGAAGGCUAGGUAGACAGACACAUUAUUGAUGAAGAAAAGCUUUGCUAGGAAAUGAAGAGCCUAAAGAAAAGGGAGAAAUAUAUAACUGUUGAAGAAGAGAAAAUGUUUGCAAAUAUCCUGAUACCAUUAUGAUGCCUUUCUGUGAGUCAUAUUAGGAUUCAGUGUCUCCCUUAUAAAUUUAACAUUUUUGAGGUCAUUCAUGUUUAUAAAGUUGUGAGGCUGGCCAUGGAAUUUAGCAGCUGCUGUAAUGGAUGACUGUUUUCUUACCUCCAGGCUGUGAAAAUAUUCAUGCAGUUUCAUCCAUCAGGGAACAUGCCAUUUAAAGGUGUUUGUCUGAUCCUCCAGCAAGGCUUUGCACAGACAGGGAUCUUCCAUUAUGAUCACAGUUUCUUGGGGUGUUAAUAUAGCACUUCUUACUCUUAACCCUGACCAGUCAUCAUUCAGUUCCUUCCAACUCCAAAAAGCUAUGAUCUGGGAUUCUAUUCACCAAAUGAUGAAAGGGCACCCACAUUUAAAUGACUUCUCCCCUGAAUGUGUGUCUACCCUGCUUCAAAGAAGCCCGAGUUUUUAUUCUGGAAUGUGUGCGAUGGCCCUGAGGCUCUCAGACGUGCCGCCCUGCCUCUGAGAGGGUGCCUGGGCUGGAGACAACAAAUGGAUCUUUCGGUUGCUCUGGGUGCAGUUUCGGGAGCCUACUGAAAUGCUUUUCUGCACAUCCUGUUGUGUGCACAGCCCAGGGUAUUGUUCCAGCUGAGCAGCAGGCAGAAAAAGAAUAGCAUAGCUAGUGGAGAGAACAAAGAAUUGAGAUCUGGGGUAGUGCUUCUGGAUAUAAUAGGAAGAAAGAGUUGGGAUGUAGACAAAGUAAAGAGCAAAGAACAAAAGUUAACCAGUUUUUCUUCUACUGUCUCUUAAGCCAGGGGCUAUUAUUUAUGAGGGUAAGAGGGGUUCACAGCUGUAAUGAGACUGACAUUUACGAAAGCCUUGCUCUAAUUUAUUGUUGCCGUUUUACUAGUGUACUUUCUAAAACCUUGGCUGGUGAUUUAUUGGCAAAACUCAUUAUUUACUUAACGGGUUUUCUGAAUUCAUCUUUUGCACACUAUUGAAAAAUGUACCCUGGUAUGUGUGUUAAGUGUGUCGUGAUUUAUCAUAUGAAUAAAUCAUAUUAAAUUUGCUAUUA
Messenger RNA from Dromiciops gliroides (monito del monte), 3451 nucleotides. RefSeq names its product iduronate 2-sulfatase (gene IDS). The transcript is spliced from 9 exons. Bases 118 to 1800 code for a protein of 560 amino acids. Gene Ontology annotation, molecular function: iduronate-2-sulfatase activity. Lineage: Eukaryota; Metazoa; Chordata; Mammalia; Microbiotheria; Microbiotheriidae. The record is from RefSeq and is a predicted model, not a curated record.